Messenger RNA from Lachancea nothofagi CBS 11611, 180 nucleotides. NCBI's taxonomy places the organism in Eukaryota, Fungi, Ascomycota, Saccharomycetes, Saccharomycetales, Saccharomycetaceae. The record is from the annotation of a GenBank genome assembly.
AUGGAAGGUUCCCAAAUUGUCAACAUUAUCAUUGCUUUGUUCUUGCCACCUUUAGCGGUCUUUUUAGAGAAAGGCUGGGGAAGUGAAUGUAUCCUGGAUCUUAUUUUGACCAUCAUCUUCUUCUUCCCAGGUAUGCUAUACGCGUUGUACAUUGUGUUGACCCAACACACCUCUAGAUAA